UGCAUAACGUGCCGUGGGAACUAUUUAUUGAUGGUACAAAGAUGGUGCAGAGUUUCCGCGAAAAUGGAACCAUGACUUACUACACAUUAGACGCUGGCGUUAGGAUGUUUAACGAGAAGGAAGUUGAUAUGAUGCAAGGAACAGGGCAGCCUGUGUGGCGCUGUUUGACACUGGCUAACUUUGCGGUUCAAUUCCUCACGACUCCAGGAGAGUAUGAUAUGGAAACUGCCGUUAGUAUGUUCCUGCCAGAGAAACUGGCAUACUCUGUCAAGAUGUGCCGCCUGAUAAUGGCACCUGUGUUGCUGGAAGAUUCAAGGGCGUGGUGCCUGUACACGUUCGAUAGGCAGCGAAAAGUACUGAUAGUACUUGACCCAGUUCAUAAUCUCCAGGAUAUAGACAUGUUGGCUAGGCUCCAUGCUCAAAAUGCAGAGCUGCUGCUCGAAGGACUCAAGCUGGUUGGCCAAACGCUGGCAGAUGGGUUCACUAUCAACAGGGCUGAAUGGGACAUUGAGUACAACCAGGGGAUGCAUGUCCCUUGCUCUAUGUGAGUGCAUACUCCUCUGUUCUAUUGUUCGAUGCAAGACAUGUUGGUAGAUCAACAACCCUUCUUUCCUGUAAUUUUGCCAUGGUUUCAGAGAGGAGUCCGGAAUUUACAUCUUCCACUAUGCCAAGUUCUUCACUGGAGAACACCUUAUAGAAGACAUCGAUGACGAUGGCCUGGUCGUUCUGCGCAAAAGGAUGUUUUAUGACAUGAUGGCGACAAGGGGAAACGUUGGCGAGAAGCCUGGCUUUAUGCUGACCGGCUGAUCGUCCCGAGUUGAAAUCUGGACUUGAAUAAAAUUGGUGCGAACAUGUUUGCACAUCGGCCUGCCUGGAAAGAGUGAGCUUUCCUGACUAAGGUUGCUCGACCAGUGUGGCUGAUUUGUCUUCAGUGCAACCUGCGGAAGCACAUCUAUCCCCCAUUUAUGCAAGCUUGUAUUAAAGACCAGACAUAUUAGUAGUAAUUGUUCCUGCUGAGCACUAGUUUAAGAACUCCCCGUUUGUAAUAUUUGAGGCUUACCUUGCCUGCCGCAUUCUCAA
Molecule: messenger RNA, 1080 nt
Organism: Triticum aestivum (bread wheat)
Lineage: Eukaryota; Viridiplantae; Streptophyta; Magnoliopsida; Poales; Poaceae
Exons: 4
Coding region: 42-548 (168 amino acids)
Source: RefSeq, a predicted model, not a curated record